Molecule: messenger RNA, 2320 nt
Organism: Acaromyces ingoldii
Lineage: Eukaryota; Fungi; Basidiomycota; Exobasidiomycetes; Exobasidiales; Cryptobasidiaceae
Exons: 2
Coding region: 442-2223 (593 amino acids)
Biological process (GO): regulation of transcription by RNA polymerase II
Molecular function (GO): RNA polymerase II cis-regulatory region sequence-specific DNA binding; protein dimerization activity; DNA-binding transcription factor activity, RNA polymerase II-specific
Source: RefSeq, a predicted model, not a curated record
ACAUAAAGCAGAAAGGUGACACGGCCUGCUCUGCACAACCACUUCCUCCUGCCAUUCUGUUGCAGCCGCCAUCGAGCACUCACUCGCAAUCCUCCGUCCACCAGGAACCAGGAAAGGGUCAUCGGGAGACAACGCCUGCUCCUCCGUCCGCGUUGCAAGGCGGACGAGAUCACGUGACACCCUCCGAGAAGGGCGCCCCGCUUUCGCUCGACCUCUUUCGCGAGAUCCAAGACGUCGGCUCAUCCGCUCGCGCUCCAGAGGCAUCGCCCUCCUCUUUCCUGCAUUCGCUCUUCUUAAAGGGUGGCCUGUGGGGGGCUUGAGAACCGUGAGGACCGCGAACGCUUUCUAGGCCGAUCCGCACUGCUAUCAGCCACGCGAGCCAUGGCAUCGUCCUCGACGCCCUCGUCGUCCUCCGCGGCGGCAGCCUUUGAGCUGCCUGCCAUGCCCGGUCCAUACGAAGACUUUGACUUCACACUGGACCUUCCCGAGAAUAUCACUUCGUCCGAUCUCAACCUCAUCGCUUCGCCCGGUUUCGGCGACUUGUUCGGCGGUGGACUGUCGUCAGGGUCGCAUGCGCCCAUUGGCUCCUCAUCCUCGUCGUCAUCAAUGAUGUUUUCGCCUAGCCUUCCGUCCAGCAGCAUGUCCUGGUCGAACUCGAGCCAGACGACACCCAGGCAAAGCUCGACGAUGGAUCGUGGCGAUGCUCUCGGGCUCGGUCUUUCGGGAAGUCAGCUCACUGCCGUUCCCUCCGAGUCGUCUGGGCAACCGAUGUCUGGGCCACCGCCUCCUCCCUUUUCGCCCCCGGCGGGUGGCUCUCUCUUCUCAUUCGACGACAUAAUGGCACAGCCUCAGAUACAGCAUCGCGAACCACCAGAAAAGCAAUUUCAAACACAUUCACAGCCACACCAGCACCACUCUCAGCCCAAUCACUACCCUCAACACCAAGACCUCGGUUCAUUGUUCAAUGCUAACGAGUCAAAUUUUCUCACGUCGUUUUUGUCCAGCUUCGAUGGCUUCGACUUCAACCCAACGUUGCCAGCAGACAUGCCCUCUUUUGCCAACGCUCUGGAAAAGGGGGCAGCGUCGCUAACGUCGGCUGAGACAGCCAUGGCGAGGCACCGAAGACGAAAUGGGCCGCCAUCGAACAGCGCUGCCAGCCCGACAAAGAGCACAGGGAGCGGUGCGACACCCACGGCAGGUGCCGCAUUUGGACAGGCUCUCGAGGGCUUGAGCGACGACGACGAGGGUGCAGACGAUGUCUUGUCGGCCAGUCGGCGAAAGAGGGGAAACAAUGCUGCUUCCGCCAUGGAUGUCUUUCCGCACCUCCGUCAGCAACAGCAGCACCAGCAGCAACAGCUCCAGCAGCAUCCUCAACAUUACCAUCAUCAGCAUCACUUCGACAAUGGUAUUUAUGGCAUAUAUCCUGGUUCGGCCAAUAAUAAUCAGGGUUUCGAUGUCUCCCUGGCGACCAUCGGAAAUGGCAAGAAGAUGAAGACAGAACACGGCGUCUCAUCGACACUCUCUUCACCCGACACGAUUUCGCAACACCAUCGGCGUCCUUCGUCCAACCCCAUCAGCCAAGCCUCACCCCAGCACUCUUCAUCUGCUGCGACGGCAGCAGCAGCAGCAGCGGCCGCGGCAGCGGCAAAGAAGGAUCUGUUGAGCGAAGGCGAGAAGCGACAGAACCACAUCCUUUCAGAACAACGUCGGAGAAACCACAUUCGAGAAGCAUUCAAGGAGCUCGUCGAUCUUCUCGAAGCCGGUCGAGAAUUUGGUGCUCGGGGCUUGGGCCUGAGCAGUGGUGCGGGGACCGGCAUCGAAGAUGAAGGCUUGGAUGAUCGCAGCGAUUACGAAAGCACAUUGGAGGACGAGGAAGCCAGCGCAGCCAGCAAGAGAAGGAAGGCAAAGGCGAAGAGGGCGACGGCAGCAGCAGCUGCUGCGCAGGCCCAAGCGUCGGCUAUCUCGACGCAGGUGGGCUCUAGUGCUGCCGCCGCCGCAAGAGGGUCAGCGUCGACGAGGGGAAGGGGAAAGGGAAGAGGGAGAGGAGGCUCGGCUGGUGGUGGCGCAGGAAGCAAAAGCGCCGUCUUAUUUCAAGCCGUAGACCUCCUGGUGUGGCUACAGGGCAAGAACGAGCACCUGGAGAGGCAUGUCAGCCUCUUGGAGCAGGCGGCUGCAAACGCAGGGACGGCCCAAGAUGGAAGGACGACACCUUUGAUACAAUAGAUUGUAGACGCCCAAUGUAGUGUAAAACAGCCUCAUUCCCUCUAAUUCAGCAAUUAGCAACCAGAGGAAGCCGACAAGGCCAAAGCCUCUGCCUCGA